This is a messenger RNA of Drosophila biarmipes, 2308 nucleotides long. RefSeq names its product aprataxin-like protein. The transcript has 3 exons. The record is from RefSeq and is a predicted model, not a curated record. The coding region runs from base 329 to 1648 and encodes 439 amino acids. Gene Ontology annotation, molecular function: DNA 5'-adenosine monophosphate hydrolase activity; double-stranded RNA binding; single-stranded DNA binding. Lineage: Eukaryota; Metazoa; Arthropoda; Insecta; Diptera; Drosophilidae. Gene Ontology annotation, cellular component: nucleus. Gene Ontology annotation, biological process: single strand break repair; double-strand break repair.
UUCGACAAAAUUUAAACUAUUCCUCUAUAUAAAUGUAUAUAAUAAACUCGCAUGUAAAACACAAACCAAAUUCAGGUUAUUUCUAUUAUAUUUUAACAAUGAAAAAUACACAUCUUCAUAUUAAAGCAGAGGUGGGACAAAAACAAAAUACCGGCGAAUUAACAUGAAUUUUUCUCAGUGCGCUCGUUAUGUAUCGAAACAAAGUGUCAUCUCUAGCCGGAUUUUUCUGUUUCCCAACACUAAAUUGGUCGCCAGCUGUUUGUAUUAUUGUUUCUAGUGAAUUUGUGUCCAAUGUUUGAUUUUACCUGCAAAUCACAAAGUAGCAGACAUGUCUUGGCAAUACGGAUUAAUAAGAGAUAUGAAGAACCCAGAAAACUGGUUGAUUUCGUCCAGGUUCGGCGUAGUCAUGGCUGACAAGUAUCCCAAGGCGAAGCAUCACUACCUGGUGCUUCCGUUGGCCGAUAUUCCCAGCAUAUUUUGUUUGGACCGCUGCCAUCUGCCGCUCUUGGAUGAGCUAUACGUUUUGGCUCGCAAGGUCGUGGAUGUGGAGGCUAGAGGAUUGCUCUGGGAAGACUUCCAGGUCGGUUUCCACGCGGAACCCAGCCUGCACAGGCUCCAUUUGCAUGUCAUCUCCAGGGAUUUCGUGUCCCCAUGUAUGAAGACCAAGAAACACUGGAACUGCCACAACACCGAACUAUUUGUGCCAUACGACAAACUCUACGCUCAGCUGGAAAAAGAUGACUGCUUUUCACGGCUGCCUAAAUCGCUUGUAGAAAACCUGCUGUCCAAGCCUUUGAUGUGUAACCAGUGCGAAUUUGCCCCCGAGUCACUGCUUGACCUAAAGAGCCACCUAUUCUACCAUUGGCAUUCUAAGGAAAAGGAGCGCGAGGAACAGAGGAUGUUGGAUAAGUUGGCUAAAAUGUCGUUAUAUAACAAUCCUACUUUCAAAAACCAAGCGAGAAAGCCACAAGGUCAUUGUCCACGGGGUCCGAGGCAAAGAAACGGACCCAAGGAACCACUGAAUAGUACUAGCCUUCAAAAGAACUGCAAUGCAAUCCAAGAAGCAUCUCCGAACAAUCCCAAUCCCUCUAUUGCCGGCGACGGGGUUAGGCCUAGUAGUCAGCCAACUGAAUUGAGUAUACAAAGCACAAACCAACCUCUUCAGCAAAACUCCAAUCUUCAGCACCCAAGCUCGGAUUCCAACCAACAAAAUAUCGCAAAUUCCAAAUUCCAUAAAAAAAAUGGAAAAAAUCUUCAAAAACACCAGAGUACACAGAAACCUCAUGCCAAUAAAGUUAACACCCAGUUUAAAAAACAUUAUGGCUAUAAUCUUCAAAAUACCAAACAGGAUGCACAGAAUCCUUAUCAACAUAAGAUGAGUCUGCAGAACCCCGAACAAACGAACUGUGGUCUUUGCCAGACAAAUAUAAGAUCUAAUCAAGUUAAUGGCACAAACACAAAUUUUAAUAAUCCUAAAACUUUUAAUCAUCAAAACAAAAGUAAGAGGCAAAAACCAGCCAGCAAAAAGAAUCAUAUAAAAUCUGUCGAAAAUCUUAGUAAGCAAGAGUCUGAUGCCCCACCACCUCCAAGCAUUUGCAAACCGUCUGAUACUUCCAAAGAAGAUUUAUGCAAUGGUAACAAAAAUUAAACUAUUUUAGAAGAAACAAGAUACGUAAUGCAGUUAAAAACUGUUAUUUUAAUAUGGAAAGCUAAACAUUUGCAUUCUGGAAGUUUUACAAAUAUGAACUAAAUCGAUAAGCAUAAUCCUUUAUUCGUUUUUAAUUAUAAACACACGUUAGAACUCGUCACAUUAUAGUAUUAGUUUGUGCAUUAAUAAACUAGAUUCUUGUGAGCUUAAGAAUGGCGCCAAGCUCCCCAGUGCAGAUAUCGUUUUAAUUUUACUUGGAAAAACAGUUUGACUUCGCCACCCACCUGCACAAAUAGAGUGCUCUGGCCAACUGGAAAAAUACCAACCCCUGGCUAAUUAAGCAGCCACCGAGGAGCACCAGCAACGCGGCUCAUCCCCCAGAGCCAUUUGGAACACUUAUUAAAUUAUAACUCUAAAUUUGAAAAACGGACAAAGUUUCUCGGAUAACCAGUUCCCAUGGGAGAGGGAUAACUUUUCAGUUUAAUUAUCGAUUUUAACUUGCUGUGAAAUGAACCUUAAAAUGUAAAAUGAAGUCCCUCCUGAGUGGGAUGGUAAGCUAAAAAACGGCCAGGAAACUUAACAAAGUGACUUGAAAUGAAAUCAUUCAUGUAUUACGUAAGGUAUAAAAUAUAAUAAAUGCGUUCUAAUUAUGAUCUUAAA